Colletotrichum aenigma is the source of this 1197-nucleotide messenger RNA. RefSeq lists its product as uncharacterized. The transcript is spliced from 4 exons. The coding region runs from base 1 to 1197 and encodes 398 amino acids. The record is from RefSeq and is a predicted model, not a curated record. Lineage: Eukaryota; Fungi; Ascomycota; Sordariomycetes; Glomerellales; Glomerellaceae. Gene Ontology annotation, molecular function: oxidoreductase activity.
AUGUCCCCGGAGCAGCUCGACCCCUUGAAGCACAAGUUCGAUGAGGAUGAGAUCAACUCAGUGCCCGACUGGGUUGACUGGGAACAGAUACAGCGUGGCCAAGACGUGUUCUAUCGCUAUGCUCCCGCUGCUGUAGCCGGCUUCGCUUUCCAGGGACUUCUUGCGACCACCGGAGCCUCUUAUCGACCGGCCGAGACAUUGGUGCGCACUGGAGGCCACUCGGCGAAGGUUGCCAAAAACCGUCUUUUCGAGACCUUCCAGCUCAUUCUCCAAGUUACAAAAUCAAUCGACGACGUGAAGCCUGGAGGUGACGGCUUCGCGUCGGCUGUCCGUGUCCGUCUGUUACACGCGUCGGUUCGGAACCGCAUUCUCAAGCUCAACGAACAGCGGCCGGGCUACUUCGACGUCGACAAAUUUGGUGUACCGAUCAAUGAGCUCGACUCCAUGCAAUCUGUCUGCGCCUUCUCGACAAAUCUCAUCUGGCUUGCUUUGCCCCGUCAAGGCAUCUAUGUGCGACAGCAGGAAGCACUUGACUACAUGGCACUAUGGAGAUGGGUUGGGUACGUCCUCGGCACCCCUCAUUGGGUCUUGGAGACGCCAGAGAGAGCUCUUGCGUCUAUGGAGUCGCUCCUGAAUGCCUGCCUUGCUCCGAGCAAGAACUCCAGGGUAUUGGCCAACAAUCUUGUUGUUGCACUGGAUGGAGUCGCUCCAAUCCACGAGCCCAAAGAGUUCUUCGAGGCGGGGACUCGGUUCAUCAAUGGCGACCAAAUGUGUGACGAGAUUGGACUAGGCAAACCAGGACUGUACUGGGAUGCAGUUGUUAGAGGUCAGUGCUGGGCUUUGAUGGUGAUCACGUAUCUAUCACGAUCGAUUCCAGCUUGGGACAGGUGGCAAGUCAAGACAUUCCGUAACCUGUUUUGGGAUUAUAUUGUCGAAAACAAAGACAGCUUGAACGGAGUGUACAAGUACGAGUUCAAGUACGUCCCGCACCACGAUGCCCAGACAGGUGCCGAAACCCGAGAUAGUCCGAGGGCAAAAAUGGGCAUCGCUCCUUUGGAGAUUUUUGGGCUUUUUGGAUUCUCUGUGGCCAUGAUACUGCUGACGCUGCUGUUGACUCUUGCCGCUAAGACGGCUAUUUACUAUGUCCCCAGCAAUCCGGGGGUUGUUUUCACAGCUGGGAACUUUUCCAAGCAUUGA